Messenger RNA from Mollisia scopiformis, 1581 nucleotides. Its product is annotated as tyrosyl-DNA phosphodiesterase. Gene Ontology annotation, biological process: double-strand break repair; single strand break repair. The coding region runs from base 1 to 1581 and encodes 526 amino acids. Gene Ontology annotation, molecular function: double-stranded DNA binding; 3'-tyrosyl-DNA phosphodiesterase activity; single-stranded DNA binding. The record is from RefSeq and is a predicted model, not a curated record. Gene Ontology annotation, cellular component: nucleus. The transcript has 4 exons. Lineage: Eukaryota; Fungi; Ascomycota; Leotiomycetes; Helotiales; Mollisiaceae.
AUGGAAGACUCAGAAGAGAGGUCGCGAAAGAGACCGCGUCUCAGCAACGAUGAAGAUGUCACAACAAGCCCAAGUACUUUACCAAGGACUCUUACAAGCGCAAUAUCCCCUCCUCCACUUCGUCGAAAUCGAAAAGUGGAGAUCCCAGAAUCAAAAGUACUGAAAUCGCCAUUCCAACUGACAUGGAUCCGAGACCUACCGGAGUCUUCAAAUGUUGACGCUGUCUCAUUGAAAGAUAUUCUAGGAGACCCAAUGAUUGCAGAAUGCUGGGAAUUCAACUAUCUGCAUAAUUUGGACUUCCUUAUGGAUGCUUUCGAUACCGAUGUCCGGGAUCUUGUGAAAGUGCACGUCGUUCAUGGGUUUUGGAAAUCAGAAGAUCCACAGCGGCAGAGAAUAAAGUUGCAAGCGGAGAAAUACCCCAAUGUCUCUCUACAUACCGCCUAUAUGCCGGAGAUGUUUGGCACUCACCACACCAAAAUGUUGAUGCUUCUACGGCAUGAUGAUACUGCACAAGUCAUUAUCCACACGGCAAAUAUGAUUGAAUUUGAUUGGACAAACAUGGCUCAGGCUCUUUGGAAGUCUCCGUUAUUGCCAAAAAUGUCCAGUGAUGCUUCUGAGCCACCAGAAUCGCCUCCCAUGGGUAGUGGAGAAAAGUUCAAGUUGGAUUUUCUGAAUUAUCUCAGAGCUUACGACGGGAAGCGGACCAUUUGCAAACCUAUCAUCGAGAAGCUUUUACAAUACGACUUCUCAGAAAUUCGUGCGGCUCUUGUCGGAAGUGUUCCUGGGAAGCAGGGUAUAGAGACAGAUUCCAAGACUUUGUGGGGAUGGGCUGGCUUGAAAGAAGCUCUCAAAUCGGUGCCAGUAACAGAACCUGAAACCGAGCCAGAGAUUGUUGCUCAGAUUUCUUCGAUCGCAACACUUGGUCCCAACGAUAAAUGGCUAGACAAAACUUUGUUCAAGGCAUUGAGCACGUCGAAAAAUGUUAUCUCGUCUAAGCCGAGUUUCAAGGUCAUAUUUCCUACGGCAGAUGAAAUCCGAAGAAGCUUGAAUGGAUAUGCUUCGGGCUCCGCAAUUCACACAAAGAUCCAGUCUGCUCAGCAACAAAAACAGCUUCAAUAUUUGAAGCCGUUAUUCUGUCAUUGGGCUGGCGAUGGGGGUUCGACUCCUCCGCCAACACAUGACGCGGGUAGGAAACGGGCAGCUCCGCAUAUCAAGACUUAUACAAGGUUCACCGACUCAACUCGAACUGCUAUCGAUUGGAUGCUAGUCACGUCAGCUAACUUAUCAAAGCAGGCCUGGGGUGAAGCAACGAAUAGUGCAGGUGACAUUCGAAUCUGUAGUUAUGAAUUGGGAGUCCUUGUGUGGCCUGCACUGUUCGGAGAGAAAUCUACUAUGGUGCCAACAUUCAAAAGCGAUACACCUACAGUAGAUGCUGAAAAUUCAGGAACGGAACUGAUAGUCGGAGCUCGCAUGCCUUACGAUUUUCCUCUAGUACCGUAUGGGAAGGAUGAUGAACCGUGGUGCGCUACCGCCUCUUACACGGAGCCGGAUUGGAAAGGAGAAACAUGGAAGGUAGAGUGA